Trypanosoma theileri is the source of this 1986-nucleotide messenger RNA. RefSeq names its product selenocysteine-tRNA-specific elongation factor. Gene Ontology annotation, biological process: selenocysteine incorporation. NCBI's taxonomy places the organism in Eukaryota, Euglenozoa, Kinetoplastea, Trypanosomatida, Trypanosomatidae. Bases 1 to 1986 code for a protein of 661 amino acids. Gene Ontology annotation, molecular function: GTP binding; GTPase activity; translation elongation factor activity. The transcript has a single exon. The record is from RefSeq and is a predicted model, not a curated record.
AUGGCCCCCUUAAUGACGAUGGCCAAUCUCAACAUUGGACUCCUCGGGCACGUGGACAGCGGGAAGACGUCCCUCGCGCGGGCCCUUUCGACAAUCGCCUCCACGGCAGCCUUCGACAAGAGCCCCGAGAGUCGUCGCCGCGGUAUCACAUUAGAUCUCGGCUUUAGCGCCUGCGACGUCCCAACUGUCAAUAUCGCCCCAACACUACACGCUGCGGGUAUUAACCAUGUGCAAUGCACCUUAGUGGAUUGUCCUGGACACGCCUCCCUUAUUCGCACUAUACUUGGAGGGGCACAAAUUAUUGAUAUCAUGAUUCUUGUUAUAGAUGCUUGUAAAGGUAUACAAACACAAACAGCGGAAUGUUUGGUUAUUGGUGAAAUUCUUUGUAAGCCUUUAGUUGUAGUAAUAAACAAAAUUGAUGCUGUACAGGGUGGAACUCAGGAAGAAAAGCAAAUGGCGAUUGUUAAAUUAAAAAAACGACUUCAAAAGACAUUUGAACGAACUCGCUGGCCAGUUGUCCCAAUUGUGGAAGUUGCCGCUGCUCCACGUGGAGACACUAAUUCAGAAAAUGAGGUAUCAAAACCAAUAAAUGUGAUGAGUGUUCUUUCUGCUGUAUUGUCUCUUGCUGAUGCAGAGAAAUUAAAGGAACAGUUAGAAACACCACUACGUUCAGAAGAAUUUGUAAUGAUGUUUGAUCAUUGCUUUGCAUUAAAAGGACAAGGUACUGUUUUUACUGGUACAGUUAUUCGUGGACAAGUAGAAAUAGGUGAUAACAUACUUGUAUCUGAGUCUAAUGUAGUAAGGAAAGUAAAAGGAUUGCAAGUUUUUCAUAAACCUGUACAAUGCGCCAGACGUGGUGAUCGUGUUGGAUUAUGUGUAGUACAAUUUGAUGCAGAAGGUAUAGAGAGGGGUCUUUUGUGUAGUGCGCAAUCAUCACGGAAAAUAUCAUCUAUUACUGAAUCACCUCUUUUCGAAAGUGCCUCUGUGAUGAUUGCGGAAGUGAAUCGUGUGCGUUUUCAUCAGAUGCCAUGUGAUACGCACACAAAAUUUCACAUUACAAUAGGACAUUCUACAGUUAUGGGGACUAUGAAAUAUUUUAGUCGACCCACAUUACAGAAAAAAGAAAAUGGUGAAGAUUGUAUGUUUGAUUUUACUCAGGAGAGUCUAUAUGUUGAAGAACUUGAAGAGAAUUCAUGUUUUGACUUUGACAAUGCAGAGACUCAGGUACAACCUGGACUUCCUGUUUCUUUGAAACGUGGUGAUCUUACUUACUAUGCCAUUAUACUCCUGGAGAAACCAAUUAUGGCGAUUGUUGGAACUCCAUUAAUUGCAGCACGACUUGAUAUGGAACGAGAAAACAUGUGUCGUAUUGCAAUUGCAGGAACUGUUCGGGCGAUUAUGCCUUCCGAUACUUCUGGAGGAUCAUCUAUUCCGUUGUGGCGAACGUUGCCAGUUGUCCGGUAUAAAACUAGGGAAUUAGUUGUGGAACGGGUAGUGAAUGAGAGGACAUGCAUCGCUAGUGGUGUUGUGUUGAGUAAUACUUCAGAUGGGAAUAACGGUGAAGGAAGAAGAGGAGGAGGAGGAGGAGGAGGAGGAGGUAUCAACAGUAGCAGCAACAACAAUAACAACAAUAACAAGGUAAAAGAAAAAGACACAUUACAUGCUGAGGUUCAAAAGUUCAUUGGUCUCCGAGUUCAUUUUCGCUCGUCUUCAGUGGAACAAGGAGAUGCAGAUGGGGAAGUAAAUUUGAUAGAAGGUGUUAUUGACUCUGCAUUUGGAAAAACAGGAAAAGUGAAACUUCUUUUUAAUGAUCCUAUCUUUGCUGUUGAUAACGACGCAAAAAUGCCAACAGCAGCAGCAACAAAAACUGUAGCGGGAGAGGCAGUAAGAAAAAAGCGAAAUGAGGUGACGUUCUUGACGGAUGGUGUGAUAGAGCUCACAAUAAAGAAGAACCCUCUCGCUAUUUAUAGCCAACUCCAGCAAUAA